GAGUGGUUGCCGGUGAUCAGAUGUUCUGGUGGGAUUUAAAAGGCCAGUGACAAGAGACGACGCGCUUAGUUGAUGGUGAGGCAGUGAACUGGGGCAAAAAUGAAGUGGAUUGUGGUGCUAAGUUGCAUUUUGGCUGCUGUGCAGGCCAUCCCAUUCGUGGGACAGCCUAUUGAGGAGUUGGGUGAGCACUUUGAGGGUGAUAUCCUGCUCACGGACACGCAGAAGCAGCAGAUUUUCGAUGUGAUGGUAGACGGUCGCACAGGACUCCUGAAUCCACGCUAUCGCUGGCCCGGGAACAUCCUGUACUACCAAUAUGCCGAUGAGGUGACACCAACGCAGAGGGAAUGGAUUGACUUUGCUCUGGCCAACAUGACUGGCGAGACAUGCCUGACAUUUGUUCCACGCACAAAUAAUGAACCUGACUACGUUCGCGUCACGACCUCCAGUUCCGGUUGCUUCUCCUAUGUGGGUCGCGUUGGUGGUGCUCAGCAGUUGAAUCUGCAGAACAAUGAUCCAGGAUUGGGAUGCUUCCGCUUCGGCACGGUGGUGCACGAGUUCAUUCACGCCCUUGGCUUCCAUCACACACAGACGGCCUACAAUCGCAAUGACUACGUCAUCAUCAAGUGGGAGAACAUUCAGGCGGGCACUGAGGGCAACUUUGCACUGAGAGACAGAACCACGAGCACCAUGUUCGGCCUGGAUUACGACUACGACAGUGUGAUGCACUACGGACCGACGGCGUUCAGCAUCAACGGAGAGCCUACCAUCAUUGCUACACAGCCCGGAGCGGUGUUCGGACAGAGGAACUCAAUGAGUGAAAUGGACAUUCAGCGACUCAACAGGAUGUACGACUGCCCAGAUGGACAGUAGAUUGGCAGUGAAUAAACUUGAAUACGCAGGAGAAAAUUCAUUCAUUUAGUUUUAUUACUGAACACACUCCCUCGGGUCCUGUCACACGUUUUUCUCGGGCAAUAGCAAUAUGGCCGCAGAUGAAGGAAGCAUGUGAGUAGAAUGAGAGAGGAGAAACACGGCGGAGACUCUACGAACAGAGAAGAAACACGGAAGUGUGAAAAAGACAAUAUAUACUAGGCAACCGUGGAUCCAGAGGAUCCGAUGACAACCGCAGAAACCGGCGUUCAGGAUGACUCGCAUGCAGAAGAAGAACAAGAAGAACACUUGAUGAAUCUUGAGUCAAGAAAAAAAGAGAACUAGGGAAAGCCCAAAACAAAGAGACAGAGAAGAAAGGCACAAGAGAAGACGGAGCAAAUGACGAUAAAAGAACGAAGAAACAAAGAGGGUAGACACAAACAGUAUCAGGACAACAGACGAAGCAAGAACCAGACAAAGAACACCAGGGAUUCGAGUAGAAGAAAAAGAACCAUAUGAGCAAGAGAAUGGAAGAAAAGCGUAUGGAAGAAAGCACCAUCAAGACAUUUUUUUUGGAUCAAAACAAUCAAGAAGGGAUAA
This is a messenger RNA of Phlebotomus argentipes, 1467 nucleotides long. Its product is annotated as zinc metalloproteinase nas-7-like. NCBI's taxonomy places the organism in Eukaryota, Metazoa, Arthropoda, Insecta, Diptera, Psychodidae. The record is from RefSeq and is a predicted model, not a curated record. Bases 100 to 870 code for a protein of 256 amino acids. Gene Ontology annotation, biological process: proteolysis. Gene Ontology annotation, molecular function: zinc ion binding; metalloendopeptidase activity. The transcript has a single exon.